Molecule: messenger RNA, 703 nt
Organism: Bemisia tabaci
Lineage: Eukaryota; Metazoa; Arthropoda; Insecta; Hemiptera; Aleyrodidae
Gene: RpS27A
Product: ribosomal protein S27A
Biological process (GO): translation
Cellular component (GO): ribosome
Molecular function (GO): structural constituent of ribosome; protein binding
Source: RefSeq, a predicted model, not a curated record
UUGAGUAAACGUUGAGUUUACUUCGAGUAGCGCUCGCUGUCAGCGAUCGAGGCGAUCGAGCGGCCAUUUCGUGGCGUUUGCCUGCUUUGAAACACGCCGAUUUUGAGUCUUUGAACUCGUGAUAUUGUUUUAAACAGCAGAUGCAGUAAUAUUCAGUGGAAGCAUCAUGUAUGUGUUCGUACACAAUCUUGAGGGAAAGAGCGUUCCCUUGGAAGUUCAGCCCAAUGAAACAGUAGCUUGUUUGAAACAUCAAAUAGAAGCCAGUGAAGCUUUACCAGUACGAGAGCAGAGGCUCAUUUUUGGAGGCAGUCAAUUAGAAGAUGACAAGACCUUGGCCGAUUACAGUAUCCUGAAGGGAAAUACCAUCCAUUUAACCCUUAGUCUUGCUGGUGGUGCCAAAAAGAGGAAGAAGAAGAACUACUCUACCCCAAAGAAAUUGAAACACAAGAGGAAGAAGGUCAAGCUUGCAGUUCUGAAAUUCUACAAGGUUGAUGAAAAUGGUAAAAUCAGUCGUCUGCGCCGAGAAUGUGACUCAGAAAGCUGUGGAGGUGGUGUAUUCAUGGCGGCAAUGGAAGACAGGCAUUAUUGCGGGAAGUGCCACUACACCCUAGUAUUUAACAAACCAGAAGAAAAGUAGAACUAUGACCUUGUUUUUUAUUCCAACUAUUUUUAAAAAUAAACGUUUAUAAGUUUGAAUUCUCUA